UUAAUCAGACAGGAAGCGAACACCACAGAAGGACAUCUGCCUCUGAGUCAGUAUGUCACACUGAAGAAGAGGCCGGGGCCUGUCCAAAAUGGCUGCCCAGGAACGCAUGUCUUAGAAGAGGAUGCUUUUGCAGGGAUGAUUUUCUCUCUUGGCUCAGCUCUUGCUUGCGCUCUGUCUGCCUGUAUCCCUGAUCAUGCCUCCUUACAGUUCCUUCUAACGAUUUAUCAGCAAGACUGUUGAAAGUAUAACCAUCCAAGAUGCCUGUCCCUCCCCCACCGGCGCCCCCACCGCCACCCACAUUUGCACUGGCCAAUACAGAAAAGCCUACCCUAAAUAAGUCAGAGCAGGCUGGGAGAAAUGCUCUUCUGUCUGACAUCAGCAAAGGGAAGAAACUAAAGAAGACAGUCACCAAUGACAGAAGUGCACCAAUUUUGGACAAGCCCAAAGGAGCUGGUGCUGGCGGUGGAGGCUUUGGCGGAGGAGCGGGCAGCGGAGGAGGAGGAAGCAGCGGUGGUGGUGGAAACUUUGGAGGGGGCGGACCUCCUGGCUUGGGAGGACUGUUCCAGGCUGGAAUGCCCAAGCUGAGAUCCACGGCCAGUAGAGAUAAUGAUUCUGGAGGAAGCCGACCGCCAAUUACGCAACCGGGAGGAAGACCCGCGAAUGCCAAGCCCUUCUCGCCCCCCAGCGGCCCGGCGAGGUUUCCAGUGUCUUCUCCAGGCCACCGCAGCGGCCCCCCGGAGCCUCCCCGGAACCGGAUGCCUCCGCCGCGGCCCGACGUGGGCUCGAAGCCCGAGAGCCUUCCCCCUCCAGUACCGAACACGCCGAGACCCAUUCAAUCGAGCCUGCACAGCCGCGGGUCGCCCCCGGUGCCCGCAGCCCCCCGGCAGCCCAGCCUGGGGCCCACGCCCCCGCCCUUCCCGGGAAGCCGCGGCGCGGCCUUCGGGGGCGGCUCCCUGCGGCAGACGCCGUCGGGCGCCGCCGCGCCUUUCUCCAGCCGGCCGCCCCUGCCCCCCACCCCGAGCCGGGCGGCCGACGACAAGGCGCCGCCCCCGCCGCCGCCCGUGGGCAACAGGCCGGCCCUGCACCGCGAGGCCGUGCCGCCGCCGCCCCCGCAGAACAGCAAGCCCCCGGUGCCCGCCUCGGCACGGCCCUCGCCCGCCGCCGCCUCGCCGGCGCCGCCCCCGCUGCCGCCCAGCCGGCCCGGCCCGCCGCCCCUGCCCCCCGGGGGCUCCGGCGGCGGCGACGAGAUCCCGAGGCUCCCGCAGCGGAACGUGUCCCUCACCUCGUCCGCACCGCCCCUGCCGUCGCCCGGGCGGUCUGGCCCUCUGCCUCCCCCACCCACCGAGAGACCCCCUCCUCCGGUGCGGGAGCCGCCGGGCAGGUCAGGGCCCCUCCCACCACCACCACCGGUCAGCAGAAAUGGCAGCACAAAUCGGGCCCUGCCUGCCACCCCUCAGUUGCCGUCCAGGAGUGGAGUAGAUAGUCCCAGGAGCGGGUCCAGGCCUCCCCUUCCUCCUGAUAGACCUGGUGCUGGGGCACCGCCCCCACCACCACCUGCAACAUCCAUUAGAAACGGCUUCCAAGACAACUCAGGGGAAGAUGAGUGGGAAAGCAGAUUUCACUUCCAUCCAGUUUCUGAUUUGCCACCUCCAGAGCCAUAUGUACCAACGAACAAAAGCUAUCCUAGCAAACUGGCAAGAAAUGAAAGCCGGAGUGGAUCCAGUCGAAGAGAAAGGGGUGCCCCACCCCUGCCUCCCAUCCCAAGGUGAUGUUUGCCUGCUCUUCUCUCUCUAGACUCCAGAGCACCUUCUGAUGUUGCUGUCUGAGAACUGCACACCCGCUUCCUUUUGUCCUGUCCCCUUCAUUUGUGGCAGGAAGAAGAGAGGGUGAGGGGAAUUUGUGUGUGAAGGGGGUGGGGAUCCAGUAGAGAAAUGCACCUAGCUUUCGAUGUUCUGUAUAUUCUCACAGCUAUUGCUUGCUUCGGCUACAGCCUGCCAGUGUUGGCUUUGGGAUCUAUAGACUUUUAUGCAAAUAGGUAGAGACACAUUGUAUCCCGGGCCUCAGCCAAACACUGCCUGCAUUUGCUACAGGCUGUAAUUAUGAAAGCCCCUGAGAGCUAUUAUUGCAGUGCUUUUUUCACAGGCUUGGCCUCCUGUGAGGCUGUUUCCAUGAACCACAGAGGCCAAGGCAAGUUGCUAGGCAAGGGCUCCCACAAGGCUUUUGCAAGUACUGAUGCCCAGUCCUGAGCAUUCUGAGGUAGGCCGGAGGACAGAGCUGUCCAAUGGAAAUAUAAUGUGAGCCCCGUAUAUAGUUUUUACAUUUCUACUAGGCACAUUUUUAUAAAGGUAAAAAGAAAAAGGAGAAAUCAAUUUUAAUAUAUUUCAUUUAGGCCUAUACUUGCAAAACAUCAUUUCAACCUCUGAUCCAUUUCAGAAUUAUUAAUGAGCUGUUUUACAUUCUGUUUGGUACCAAGUCCUCCAGGGCCAGCAUGUAUUCUUCACUCAGCACCUCUCCACUCGGACCAGUUACCUGGCAAGUGGUUGGUAGCCACAGGUGCCUGGUGGCCACUCUGUUGGACAGCACAGGUCAGGAAGAUGGAAUUUAGUAUAAAGCCUCUUGUUUAUAAGAUGAGCUUUAGAGAUUCAAGAGGUACCUAAAAAUCAAGUUGGGACCCAGCACUUUGUGGGGCAGACAGCCUGACCCUAGAUGUUGGUCCCUUCUCUUUCCUCUUCCUUUCAUGUCUGUGAACAAGUAUUGCUUCGCAGAAUCAAGGUCAGAAAUUGAUCUCAUAUGGUUUACAACCACAUGGAAUAAAGCCAUGGGAAAGAAACAGAAAGCUGUGGGGGCUUCCAGGCUCAGCUCCAGCUGCCUUGUGCUGUCAGAAGCCUCCUGCCUUACAAAGUUGAGGUCGCCUUUGUUCCCCUUCCGCUGAGCAAGCUCCUCAGGCCAGCAAAGACUGGGGAGACUGAGGGGUGGGGAGAAAGAUAUCAAGACAGAAGCGUAGAAAUGUGUAACAGAUUUGAAUUAAUGGGCAAAACUCUUAAAAAUCUAACUCUGAAGCUUAUAGGAGUGAGUUGGGGAGCUUGCUAGUAGAAUUAGGGAGUGAGUUCCUUUGAAUAGAGUCAUUUGUCCUAGAUCUAUGCAAAUAAAGUUCCACUUAAGGGCCAAAAAGGAAGAGCCAACCUUGCCUUUUUUUAUGUGAUUUUGUUUACAAAAUUUUACUGAGACUUUUAAGUCUAGCUAUAGAGUUGGAAAAAAUAUAUUCCACUUUGAUGUUUUCUAUGGUUAUGUUUAAAAUUGCCUUUCUUCAUUUUAUAAAAGCACAUGGUCACAUAUGUGUAUGUCUAUUUACCUAAACUUUGUAUUAAAUUCAGUGUAUUGUUCAUGGAUUACUGGGAAAUACUAGCAAGGAAUCAAUCCAAAGAAAAAUUUGCAAGAUGCAUUCCUAUUUAUAGACUAAAUGUUGCAUUUAUAUAAAAGCAGAACUUAAGAGUUCUAAUAAAUGGAAUGUAUAAUAAAUUCUGAAAUUGUUGAUUUGAAUAUAUUGUACUUUUAUAACUUCCCUUGCCAAAGUCCUAUGCUGAGUACAUUAGAGAACUUGUUUUCUUCCCCUUCCUGUACAAUUCCUCUACCUUGUGGCUGUCAUUACUUGGAGCCAUUACUCAAGAGAACAAGAAAUAUAAAAGUAUAAAACAAGCUUGGCCAAAAUAUUUCUUAAUUUUUUAUAUCUGAUUUGGUAAUUUAGCAGCAUGAUUUUAUUUUGAAUUCUUUGUUCUGACAUCAGCUGUGACUAACACCUACACGAUAAAGCCUAAUACCCAAGUCACAAAAGAUAACACUGGGGCUUCCUAAUAGAUUGGCAGAGGAAAGUCUGACCCCAAGACAGUAGGUCUGAAUUUUGUAAAGUAUAAAAUUUAUGAAGAGACCUGGACAAGUCCUUGCGUAUCUUAACUUUGGCAGAUACCUUUCUAAAGUAUGAAACAGAAUUACAGCUCAAAAUUGCCUUUCAUCUGGAAAAGAGAUGUUUUAGAAUAUAUUUUAAGGGAGUGUUUCAUGAAUACACCUAUACCCUUUCUUAGAAAAUUAGCACUUAAUUGCACCCACAACUUUGAGUUUUAUAUGAAAAUCUUCAAACCUUGGCAAAUCAUAAAAAUGAGCACUUUUCCCCUCGAAAUCAGAAGUUCACUUGCAUGUUUUUUCUGUAAGAUUUCUAAAUAAAUGUAUUCAAGAGCCAAUACAGUAUUUUAACAUUCACAUAUCAUUUUAUAUUGAAGUGUAUUACAGUAUUAAAAUUCAGUGUUCUGUAUUUAUUUCAUUAUGCAUUUUAUUUAGUAAAGCCAAGAAAAAUAUUUAAUCCAAUGGUGCCUUACUUCGUGAUUUGAAACAAAUCAACUUUUUAUGUCUUAGUAGCAGAUUAUUUGCCUGUUUUUGUAAAAUCUGUUAGGCUUUAUCUUUCGACUUGUAAUACCAAUUUUGUUAUUUUAGUAGCAGAAAUGAAAUGAUUGUUAAAGCACCCUAACAUUUUGGUAUGAAAUUAAUUUCUCCCUAGUAUAGUCAGGGAUUAGAGAGAAGAAGAAUAGAAAUAGAAGAAAAAUAUUUUUUUAUGCCAUUGCACUGCGUAAACAGACAUAUCUUGGUAUCUAUGUCAUUAGGAUAGUUUAAAUGGCAGGGUAGAAUCUACCCUAGACAUCUACGUCUUUGUAAGUUAGCCAGACAAUAAAUAAAGCAGAAUGAUACAGUGUCAA
This is a messenger RNA of Cavia porcellus (domestic guinea pig), 4745 nucleotides long. It is a transcript of the gene Wipf1, whose product is annotated as WAS/WASL interacting protein family member 1. The record is from RefSeq and is a predicted model, not a curated record. Gene Ontology annotation, molecular function: actin binding. The transcript has 8 exons. Lineage: Eukaryota; Metazoa; Chordata; Mammalia; Rodentia; Caviidae. Bases 258 to 1769 code for a protein of 503 amino acids.